AUGGCAACAUCACAAGGACCAACAUCUACAGGCGAUAGCAUUAGCUUAUCAACGACACCAGCAACAGUUAGUGCGCCACCAACAGUCACUCCGUCGGUUACUGUUGUUCAAUUGUUACCAUUGGAACUUGUUGAUAAAUGUAUUGGAUCAAGAAUUCAUGUUAUUAUGAAAUCCGAUAAAGAAAUCGUCGGAACAUUACUUGGUUUUGAUGAUUAUGUGAACAUGGUACUUGAGGAUGUGACCGAAUUUGAAACGUUACCGGAUGGUGGUAGUCGUAUAACAAAACUCGAUCAAAUACUAUUGAAUGGCAAUCAUGUUGCUAUGCUUGUACCCGGUGGUGAAGGACCAAGUACAACCGGUGGAGCAGUAUAA
Molecule: messenger RNA, 372 nt
Organism: Rotaria socialis
Lineage: Eukaryota; Metazoa; Rotifera; Eurotatoria; Philodinida; Philodinidae
Source: the annotation of a GenBank genome assembly